This is a messenger RNA of Penicillium chermesinum, 834 nucleotides long. RefSeq names its product cytochrome c1 heme lyase CYT2. The record is from RefSeq and is a predicted model, not a curated record. Gene Ontology annotation, biological process: cytochrome c-heme linkage. NCBI's taxonomy places the organism in Eukaryota, Fungi, Ascomycota, Eurotiomycetes, Eurotiales, Aspergillaceae. Gene Ontology annotation, cellular component: mitochondrion. Gene Ontology annotation, molecular function: holocytochrome-c synthase activity. The coding region runs from base 1 to 834 and encodes 277 amino acids. The transcript is spliced from 2 exons.
AUGGGGGCUGGUGCGAGCACUCCGGUUGCAGAGCCACCUGCGGCGACUUGUCCAGUGGACCACAAGACCCGUGAGGUCUGGCUACAACAACAUGGCAACGCGCCGCAUCCUCCGUCUCCCUCCGAAGCCGCUCAAGAUGGAAAAUCACCAGCAAAGAUGCAACGGCCUUUAUCAACAGAUCGAGAAGUGAGCAGCAUCCCACGGGCUGGAGAUAAUGGGCCACCGAGAGCUUGUCCACAAUCGAAUAGCGAAAGCCCAUCACCAUAUGCUGCGUCGCACGGUUGCCCGUCCAAUGCCGAAACCGAAACCGGGCGCGACGAAGCCACAGGCAACUGGAUCUAUCCCUCGGAGAAGCAAUUCUUCGAGGCAUUGAUGCGCAAAGGCAACACACCCGGGUCUACAUCCUCCGCUUCGGAGCUCGCAACAUCAGUUGCUUCGAUCAUCCCCAUUCAUAAUGCCGUCAAUGAACGCGCCUGGCAGCAAAUUCUAGAAUGGGAGCGCAACGCUCCUUCAGAAGACCCAGGGAGCAAGAAAUGUGGAGGGCCCAAACUAUAUUCUUUCCGUGGACUCGGUGUCGAACCUCAAUUUCUGAGCCCUCGAGCGCGGCUCAAUGGCUGGCUCGGUUACCAACGGCCCUUCGAUCGCCACGACUGGGUCGUUGAACGCUGUGGCGGAGAGCACGUUGAAUACGAAAAGCCGGGGGGGACCAGCACUCAGCCUGGUCUCACUGGCAACGCUGGACCAGGCAAACUCAGUUUCUACCUGGAUGUCCGGCCAAAACUCAACAGUUAUGAAGGCUGGAGGAUGCGUUUCAACCGUUUUACUGGUCUAUGA